Messenger RNA from Chenopodium quinoa (quinoa), 1352 nucleotides. RefSeq lists its product as uncharacterized. NCBI's taxonomy places the organism in Eukaryota, Viridiplantae, Streptophyta, Magnoliopsida, Caryophyllales, Amaranthaceae. Gene Ontology annotation, cellular component: TIM22 mitochondrial import inner membrane insertion complex. Bases 220 to 825 code for a protein of 201 amino acids. Gene Ontology annotation, molecular function: transmembrane protein transporter activity. The record is from RefSeq and is a predicted model, not a curated record. Gene Ontology annotation, biological process: protein insertion into mitochondrial inner membrane. The transcript is spliced from 4 exons.
AAACAAGACUUAUGUUUUCAAUUGGGAUUAAAAUUCCCAAUCCCACCCUCAAUUCCUACUUGCCAAACACCCCCAUAGUGUAGUGUCAUGUCGGGCCUUCGGCCUUCCUUCCCCAUUCCCAAGGAAUAAUGCCAAGUACUGCUUCCCUGUCUGGUUGAUUUAAUCAACUACGAAGUACUUCUAUAAGGUUAAAAUCCAGUAACACUUUUGAAGCACAACAUGGCAAAUUCUUCAUCAUCACCAACAUCAACCUCGACAACAGCAGUCGAUAAAAUGCCAGAUAUGGCGGCUCCUCCUUCAACUCCGUCGUCAUCUGACGGUUGGAUGGAGCGGAUCUUCUAUCCCACCCUUCUCGGAGGGAUUGUUGGUGGAGCAGUUGGGGCGAUGUCAAAGUAUAGCAAAGUUCAUGGCGUUGCAAAUGUUUCAGCUACUUAUGCUACUAAUCUUGCCAUUGUUGCCGGCUGUUAUUGUGGAGCUCGUGAGUUUACGAGAGUAACUCGAAAAUCUGAACCUGGUGAUCUUAUCGACUCUGCUAUUGGAGGAUUUUGUAGUGGAGCACUUCUUGGCCGCCUCCAAGGUGGCCAACGUGGGGCUGUUCGUUACUCUAUCAUGUUUGCUAUUGCUGGAACGGCAGUUGACUACACUACACUUAAACUGCAACCACUGGUGAAGAGUUACUAUGAUUCAUUGCUUGGUAGCGACUUGAAAUUGCCUGAGUGGUCUCCCAUCCGGAUACUUGAUGAAGAAGAACUGGCUGCUAAACGAGCUCGUGAAGAACAACUACAUGCUCAAAGUGCCAUAACUAUGAAGGGCAAAGAAUCUUAAAUUAAGUUUUUUACUUCUAAUUUUUGAUAGUCAUAUUAUAAAUUUCCAAUUUGAAGGGCAUUAAUGAAGUCUUACGACUUCAUUUCAGCCAAAAAAGGAAGUACAGACUGUAAAAUUGAGUUCUUUUUUGUUAGUGGUCUCCUGCAAUUUUCCGCCUGUAAUAUAUCUGGGUUAAAGAUGUGAUGGGUUGCAUGUUCGAUUGAAUAACGCCAGAACCUGGAAUCAGGAGAUCUAGAGUCACUGAUAUGCGCCUUUUUGCUCAUUGUAUGAAUGGUCUUGCACUAAAUUUGUAGCUUCAGCUUGUAUCAGCUCGGAAUUGACUUGUUAAAUUGGGUUUAGCCAACCCAUAUACCUCAGCAAAAGCUUGGAGUGUCCUCCUUUUUGAGUUUUUUUUUUUUUUUUUUUUUUUUUUUGAGGCAAGUUUAUUAGUUACACAAGUAUAUAUAAAUGUAAACAAUACCCUGAGUCCCUGAAGGCCUGAAUUCCCCUUAAAUGAUUUUUUGGUUGAGCUGCUUUUGAUUUCCCUC